UCACGACCUUCAGCAACUACAGCCUUUCAAUGGGGAGGAUGCAUCGCGACAGUACUUAGUCAGGUCUUGCACCGAGCUAAAGAAUCAGGGAGCGAUUCGACGGGGCUGGGACGGUGGGCUUAUGUUCGUCUUCAAGGAAAAAAGCUGAAGGCGCAGGGGGGUGAUGAUCACUCCGGCUUGGUGCUAGACGUAAAUGCGGCGGUCCGACGCCCGAUUUCACGUGAUCUAGUGGUUGUCUCGGCAUACAGGCCAAACAGAAAAGGUACUGGGGAAUCGACCGUGUGGGCCCAACAACGUCUAUACUUUAACUCUAUAAAACGUAAGAUUGAUCCGCGCAAAGCAUUGGUUGAUGACUUGUGCAAGCAAAUUCAAAAGUGGAGGGACGAGGGUUGUGAAGUUUUGCUGGGGAUUGAUGCUAACGAAGACCUUUUGGUCAACUCCCCGGACUCCAUACGACAGCGGUUUUGUGAGUGCGGAAUGGAGGAAGCGAUUUUGAAACGGCAUCCCCCCACGGCGACCCACCAACGAAAUCAAAGCAACGUUCCCAUCGACGGAAUCUUUACCACUUCAGGUGUUCCGGUUCUGGCUGGUGGCUACUACGCAUUUGGUGAAUUUGUUGAAGCAGACCACAGGGCACUAUGGAUCGAUAUCGACUUGAACACGGCUUUGGGUAAUUUCACACCCCAGGGGUCUACCUUUAAACCUCGCAAGCUCACUCUUUUGGAUAAGCGGUCGGCUAGACGCUAUCUUCAACUGGCCCACUUGGGUUACGAGGAGUAUGACAUCCCGUCCCGUCUUACCAAGCUCAAUCAGCGCAUUGAAUCCAAUGGACGACAGAUGUCACCCUCGCUGGGAUACCCCGCAGUUUGUCCUAGAUCCGGGUUUCUAUGA
Cylindrotheca closterium is the source of this 891-nucleotide messenger RNA. NCBI's taxonomy places the organism in Eukaryota, Bacillariophyta, Bacillariophyceae, Bacillariales, Bacillariaceae. The record is from the annotation of a GenBank genome assembly.